AUGGCCAACCUGGCGUCGACGUACCGGAGUCAAGGCCGAUGGGAGGCGGCCGAAGAGCUAGAGGUACAAGUGAUGGAGACUCGCAAGGAGAAGCUCGGAGCCGACCAUCUCUAUACGCUAAACGGCAUGGCCGACCUGGCGUCGACGUACAGGAAUCAAGGCCGAUGGAAGGAGGCCGAAGAGCUGGAUGUACAAGUGAUGGAGACUCGUAAGGAGAAGCUCGGAGCCGACCAUCCUUCUACGCUAAACGGCAUGGUCAACCUGGCGUCGACGUGGAAAACGCAGGGCCGAGAUAUGGAGGCUAUAGGUCUAAUGGUGGAGUCUGCAUGGCUUCAAGAACAGGUUCUAGGUAAUAGCCACACGGACUUCAUUUCUUCCUCGAAUAUAUUGGCGGAUUGGGAGGCAGAACAACGAGGCCCUCGCAAAAUAGAAUAG
Molecule: messenger RNA, 435 nt
Organism: Eremomyces bilateralis CBS 781.70
Lineage: Eukaryota; Fungi; Ascomycota; Dothideomycetes; Eremomycetales; Eremomycetaceae
Product: kinesin light chain
Exons: 1
Coding region: 1-435 (144 amino acids)
Molecular function (GO): protein binding
Source: RefSeq, a predicted model, not a curated record